Messenger RNA from Oncorhynchus nerka (sockeye salmon), 10119 nucleotides. Its product is annotated as lethal(3)malignant brain tumor-like protein 3. NCBI's taxonomy places the organism in Eukaryota, Metazoa, Chordata, Actinopteri, Salmoniformes, Salmonidae. Gene Ontology annotation, biological process: negative regulation of DNA-templated transcription. The transcript is spliced from 22 exons. Gene Ontology annotation, molecular function: histone binding; chromatin binding; zinc ion binding. Gene Ontology annotation, cellular component: nucleus. The record is from RefSeq and is a predicted model, not a curated record. The coding region runs from base 176 to 2581 and encodes 801 amino acids.
AUAAAUAUUUUGUUACUCAACCAGCUAAAACUUUCGAUAUUGCCAUCAUGUGUUCUUCAGUCUAGCUGGGGCACUCACUGCAAGCACUCGCUCAGAGCCACGCUCAUGCGCAUUGACGGCUGCCUGGGCAAUUUGUCAGUACUCGUGGGAGAAUUUGGAUAUCACCAUUUUUAAUAUGGAUGAGUCUACAAACAUCACAAAUGCAGUAACCCCUGAUUUUGAUGUGUAUGGUGCCAUGGACUGGAGUGAGGGUGUUGGGACCUUACCUGGGAGUGAGCUAAAGUUUAAGGUGAAUGAGUUUGGAGUCUUGGAGGUCCUAACAGAGGAGGGAGAUGAUGAGAGGGUGAAGAAGUCUCAUGCUACCACUACAUGGGCAGUGCCCACUGUUCAGGAGGCCCUGUCAGACAGUGCGUGUGUGGCGGUGAAAGAGGAGAGGCAGGAGGGUCAGUGGGCCCAGAGAGGCCUGGUGUGUGUGCGCUGCCAGAGGAAGGGCUCCCCCGUGGAUUUCCUGUCUGACUGCCUUCACUGCAGCGAGCGCUGUCUGCAGCAGGACCAGCAGGAUGAGCUGAAGCUGAAGAAAGAGGUGUCUAAGAGCAAUGGGGAGGUGGUGGGGGUCAGCUAUAAGAGGCCUCUGCAGCAGUACAAGGAGAGCCUAGCUGACAAGAUGGACACCACAGAGGUCCUGCCUGAGGACCAUGAUGAGGACUAUGAGGAGAAAGACAGCAGGAAGACGACGCGUGGAGCUCCGCGAGGCAGGAGGAAGCGGAGGGGGGAUGCAGCCCUGCUGAGACACACUGUUCCAUAUGGAGGGAAGAAAAAGUCUUGGUGUUGGGCCUCCUAUCUGGAGCAGGACAAAGCCAUCGCUGCCCCCACUAAACUGUUCAAAGAGCACCAGGCCUUCCCCCAGAGUAAGAAUGGAUUCCGGGUGGGGAUGAGGCUGGAAGGUGUGGACCCAGAACAUCCCUCCAUGUACUGUGUGCUCACUGUAGCUGAGGUUUCAGGACACCGAAUACGGCUUCACUUUGACAAGAACUUGGACUGCUAUGACUUCUGGGUGAAUUCCAACUCUGCAGACAUCCACCCUGUGGGAUGGUGUGAGAAAACAGGACACAAGCUGCACCCCCCCAAAGGUAUGAAGGAUGAGGAGUUCGGCUGGUCGUCAUACAUCAAACAGAGCAAAGCCCAGGCAGCUCCCAAGGCCCUGUUUGAGAAUCAGAACACGACUGUCACCCCUUUAGGAUUCAGAAUUGGGAUGAAGCUGGAGGCCAUUGACAAGAAGAACCCCUCCUUCAUCUGUGUUGCCACAGUAACAGACAUGGUGGACAGUCGAUUCCUGGUGCACUUUGAUAAUUGGGAUGAGAGCUAUGACUUCUGGUGUGAUGCAACCAGUCCCUACAUCCACGCAGUGGGCUGGUGUCAAGACAACGACAGGAUUCUUACGACUCCUCCAGGUUACCCCAGUGUCAAGGAUUUCUCCUGGGGAAAGUAUCUGGAGGAGACCAACUCAUCACCGGCCCCUGCCAGGGCUUUCAAAGGGAAACCCCCCCACACCUUCCUGCCACUCAUGAAGCUGGAGACGGUGGACAAGAGGAACCCCAUGCUUGUCAGAGUGGCCACCGUGGUAGACACUGAGGACCACAGGAUCCAAAUCCAUUUUGACGGCUGGACGGAUAAGUAUGACUACUGGGUGGACACAGACAGUCCAGACAUCCACCCUGCGGGCUGGUGUGCUAAGACAGGCCACCCCCUCCAGCCCCCGAUCAGUCCACAGGAGCUGUUUGAGUCAUCAGGGCAGGGCGGAUGUCCCACCCCAGGGUGUAAAGGUGUGGGCCACAUCAAAGGAGCCCGCUACUCUGGCCACCACAGUGCGGUGGGAUGCCCAUACUCUGAUCUCAACAUCAACAAGGACUCAGUGCUGCCAGACCGUCUGAGUGGUGAGAUGCCAGGGUCAGGAGGACUGGGCCGACCCCGACGGGCAGAACCCAACCCAGAGAACCACCCAGCUCUAGCUCUCACUGCAGACAAGCACUUAAGCGCCAACACAAAUCACCUGGAAAAGCCUGGCAGGGGUGAGAUGGCUGUCAGCGGCAUGGCGAAACCCGUCGGCACAGAGCCCAAGAGGAGGGUUGGGCGGCCUUGCAAGCAGAAGAAGGUAGAGGAGCUGGUGGAGGAUGAGGAGAUGAAGAGUGAGGUGCCAUGCAUAAUUGAAACCAAAGAGCUGACACUACAGGAAGCCCUUCACCAGUCAGUGUUCAUGCCAUGCACCUCGCCAUCCCCCAGCAGCACUCCUUUCUGCUGGGACCAGCACAGCAAGCUGCUACCCACCGUGGCUGGCAUCACUUCAAGCAAAGUGGCUGUGUGGACAGUGGAGGAGGUGAUUGAGUUCAUCCAAGGUCUUCCAGGCUGUAACGAACACGUGCACACUUUCAGAGAUGAGCAAAUAGAUGGUGAAGCCUUCCUUCUGUUGACUCAGGUUGACCUAGUGAGGAUCAUGAGCAUCAAGCUGGGUCCAGCCAUAAAAAUCUACAACUCAAUCUUGAUGUUCAAGACGGCAGAGGAAUCGGCAUGUAAUGAGCUCUAACGAAGGUCGGAGGCCACUAUUUUUACCCUGAGCAGAGCAGAGCCAGGAGAAGGAAGUCUACAGAUAAGGAUGUGAAGCACAAAGAACCAUUCUUCUUCCCAGAGGAAGCAAACUGAAUGCACAUGUGAAUUGCACAAGUUAUUUUUUUUAAGACAGCCAUAUUGCGUACUGCGAAUAUCCAAUGUGAUUGACUCAUUGGAGAAAUGUCAUUUUCAAUCAUCAGCUCUAUUAUGUGUAAUAUUAUUGUACAGUAUAGGCUCUUUUUAUAUUAGUGUUGGGGUGGUGCCACGAGUAUGCUCGUUCUAACUAAAAACUAAAACUGGAAAUGUAGUGCAAAUGCGUCAGAUUUCCUUUGGUGCAUCACAAUCAGCAACUGACAUUUUCAUCAUGUAGAAAGUCCCAUCUGCACAGGGCUUUAGCUGUUCCGGUCUCUGGGAUGCUGAUGUCAUGCAGGUCAGAGAGAUUCUAACUGAGAAUGGAAGCUCAGUGAUUCCCUAGGUGAGUGGCACAGAGAAAUUAAUACAUUCAUUAGAAAGUCCUCAUGCUUUAAAAAAAAUCCUUGUUACUUCUGUCUGGCUGCUGGGGUGGUGGUGCUGGUGGUGCUGGAGGACAAGGCUGUAUAACUGAGAGAAGAGAGGGAUUUUUAUUAAUUCACCAAACCAACAGGAACCAUACUGUAAAACAAGACAUCAGGCCCUGCAUUUAAUUUCCCUUUUGGUAAAUGCACCCACCUAUUAUGCUUUAUGGAUAGCCAUAUACAGUACCUGUAUAAAGACCAACAUAGGUCACCUUGGUCUGGUUUCCCCAGUGUAUUGUACAGUCAUCUCCUCAUCAGUACUGUUCAGGCCCUAUGAAGCAGUGACAAGUGUCUGUUUACUUUAAGGUACUAACCCCAGGGAAGGGGUUUGGUUGAAUGAAUUAAAUCUAAAAGUCCAUAUAGACAAUUGUAUUUCUUUACGUGGACUGUUGUUCACUUGUUUAUUUGCAUUCGGGUGGUAUUCAGACCCCUUGACUUUUUCCACAUUAUGUUACGUUACAGCCUUAAUCUAAAAUGUAUGAUUGAGUGUAGAUUCCUCGUCAAUCUACACACAAUACCCCAUAAUGACAAAUUGAAAACAGGUUUUUACAAAUGUUUGCAAAUGUUUAAAAAAAAAAAAAAAAACAGAUACCUUAUUUACAUAAGUAUUCAGACCCUUUACUAUGAGACUCAAAAUUGAGCUCAGGUGCAUCAUGUUUCCAUUGAUCAUCCUUAAGAUGUUUCCACAACUUGAUUUGAGUCCACCUGUGGUAAAUUCAAUUGAUUGGACAUGAUAUGGAAAGGCACACAUCUGUCCAUAUAAGGUCCCACAGUUGACAGUGCAUGUCAGAGCAAAAAACCAAGCCAUGAGGUCGAAGGAAUUGUGUCUAGGCACAGAUCUGGGGAAGGUUACCAAAACAUUUAUGCAAAAUUGAAGUUCCCCAAGAACACAGUGGCCUCCAUCAUUCUUAAAUGGAAGAAGUGUGGAACCACUAAGACUCUUCCUGGAGCUGGUCGCCUGGCCAAACUGAGCAAACGGGGAGAAGUGCCUUGGUCAGGGAUGUGACCAAGAAACCGAUGGUCACUCUGACAGAGCUCCAGAGUUCCUCUGUGGAGAUGGGAGGACCUCCCAGAAAGACAACCAUCUCUGCAGAACUCCACCAAUCAGGCCUUUAUGAUAGAGUGGCCAAACGGAAGCCACUUCUCAGUAAAAGGCACAUGACAGCCCACUUGGAGAUUGCCAGAAGGUACCUAAAGAACACUCAGACAAUGGGAAGCAAGCUUCUCUGGUCUGAUGAAACUAAGAUUGAACUCUUUGGCCUGAAUGCCAAGAAUCACAUUCUGCAGGAACCUGGCACCAUCCCUACGGUGAUGCAUGGUGGUGGCAGCAUCAUGCUGUGGGGAUGUUUUUCAGCGUCAGGGAAUGGGAGGCUAGUCAGGAUCGAGGGAAAGAUGAAAAGAGCAAAGUACAGAGAGAUCCUUGAUGAAAACCUGCUCCAGAGUGCUCAGGACCUCAGACUGGGGCGAAUGUUCACCUUCCAACAGGACAACCAUUCUAAGCACACAGCCAAGACAACGCAGGAGUGGCUUCGGGACAAGUCUCUGAAUGUCCUUGAGUGGCCCUGCCAGAGCCCGGACUUGAACCCGAAACCUGAAAAUAGCUAUGCAGUGACGCUCCCCAUCCAAUCUGACUGCGCUUGAGAGGAUCUGCAGAGAAGAAUGUGAGAAACUUCCCAAAUACAGGUGUGCCAAGCUUGUAGCGUUAUACCCAAUAAGACUGGCUGUAAUCACUGCCAAAGGUGCUUUAACAAAGUACUGAGUAAAGGGUCUGAAUACUUAUGUAAAUGUUAUAUUUGACUUGUUUUAUUAUAAAUUUGCAAAAAUGUCUAAAAACCUGUUUUUGCUUUGUCAUUGUGGGGUAUUGUGCAUAGAUAUUUUAUUUUUUAUUUCAACUUUACUUAAAACGUAUUAGGGCAACAUCCUCUGACAUCAUCCGCUGAAAAGGUAGAGCGCAAAAUUCAAAAAUAUUUUUCCGAAAUAUUUAACUUUCAUACAUUAACGUGUGCAAUACAACAAAUUAAAGCUGAACUUUUUUGUUAAUCUACCCAUCGUGUCCAAUUUCAAAAAAGGCCUUACAGCGAAAGCACAACAUAUGAUAAUGUUAGGUCAGAGCCUAGUCACAAAAACACAUACAGCCAUUUUCCAGCCAAAGAAAGGAGUCACAAAAAGCAGAAAUAGAGAUCAAAUUAAUCACUAACCUUUGAUCUCCAUCAGAUGGCACUCAUAGAACUUCAUGUUACACAAUACAUGUAUGUUUUGUUCGAUAAAGUUCAUAUUUAUAUCCAAAAAUCUCAGUUUACAUUGGCACGUUAUGUUCAGUAAUGUUGUGCCUCGAAAACAUCUGGCGAAUUUGCAGAGAGCCACAUCAAUUUACAGAAAUACUCAUCAUAAACUUUGAUAAAAGAUACAAGUGUUAUGCUUGGAACUUUAGAUAAACUUCUCCUUAAUGCAACCGCUGUAUCAGAUUUCAAAAAAUCUUUACGGAAAAAGAAAACCAUGCAAUAAUCUGAGUCCAGCGCUGGGACACAAAAACAAGCCAUACAGAUACCCACCAUGUUGUGGAGUCAGUAAAAGUCAGAAAUAGUGUUAUAAAUAUUCACUUACCUUUGAUGAUCUUCAUCAGAAUGCACUCCCAAGAAUCCCAGUUCCACAACAAAUGUUUGUUUUGUUCGAUAAAGUCCAUAAUUUAUGGCCAAAUACCUCUUUUUGUUAGCACGUUUAGUUCACAAAUACAAACUCACGAGGCGCGGGCAAGUCCAGGCGGAAGUUCAGACGAAAAGUUCAAAAAGUUAUAUUACAGUUCGUGGAAACAUUUCAAACUAUGUAUAGAAUCAAUCUUUAGGAUGUUUUUAACAUAAAUCUUCAAUAAUGUUUCAACCGGAGAAUUCCUUUGUCUUUAGAAAUGCAAUGGAACGCAGCUACCUCUCAAGGGUGCACGUGUGAUCAUGGCCUUCUGCCAGACCUCUGGCUCAAUCAGCUCUCAUUCUCUCCUCCUUCACAGUAGAAACCUCAAACAAGGUUCUAAAGACUGUUGACAUCUAGUGGAAGCCUUAGGAAGUGCAAUAUGACCCCAUAGACACUGUAUAUUCGAUAGGCAAUGAGUUGAAAGACUACUAACCUCAGAUUUCCCACUUCCUGGUUGGAUUUUUCUCAAGUUUUUGCCUGCUAUAUGAGUUCUGUUAUACUCAGACAUCAUUCAAACAGUUUUAGAAACUUCAGAGUGUUCCCUAUCCAUAUCUACUAAUAAUAUGCAUAUCUUUGUUUACUCUGUUUACUCUGGGCAUGCUUUUCAUCAGAACGUGAAAAUGCUGCCCCCUAUCCCAAACAGGUUUUAACCAGGUAGGCCAGUUGAGAACAAUUUCUCAUUUACAACUGCGACCUGGCCAGGAUAAAGCAAAGCAGUGCGACACAAACAACAACACAGAGUUACACAUGGAAUAAACAAAUGUACAGUCAAUAAAUAACACAAUAGAAAAAAUCUAUAUACAGUGUGUGCAAAUGAGGUAAGAUUAGGGAGGUAAGGCAAUAAAUAGGCCGUUGUGGCGAAGUAAUUUAGCAAUUAACACUGGAGUGACAGGUGUGCAGAAGAUGAAUGUGCAAGUCGAGAUACUUGGGUGCAAAGGAGCAACAACAACAAAAAUAACAAUAUGGGGAUGAGGUAGUUGGAUGGGCUAUUUACAGAUGGGCUAUGUACAGGUACAAUGAUCUUUGAGCUGCUCUGACAGCUGAUGCUUAAAGUUAGUGAGGGAGAUAUGAGUCUCCAGCUUCAGUGAUUUUUGCAAUUCGCUCCAGUCGGCAGCAGAGAACUGGAAGGAAAUGCGGCCAAAGAAAGAAUUGGCUCUGGGGGUGACCAGUGAAAUAUACCUGCUGGAGCAGGUGCUAUGGGUGGGUGCUGCUAUGGUGACCAGUGAGCUGAGAUAAGGCGGGGCUUUACCCAGCAAAGACUUAUAGAUGACCUUGAGCCAGUGGGCUUGGCAAAGAAUAUGAAGUGAGAGCCAGCCAACGAGAGCAUACAGGUCACAGUGGUGGGUAGUAUAUGGGGCUUUGGUGACAAAACAGAUGUCACUGUGAUAGACUGUAUCCAAUUUGCUGAGUAGUGUUGGAGGCUAAUUUGUAAAUGACCGGUAGGAUAGUCAGUUUUACGAGGGUAUGUUUGGCAGCAUGAGAGAAGGAUGCUUUGUCGCGAAAUAGGAAACCGAUUCUAGAUUUCAUUUUGGAUUGGAGAUGCUUAAUGUGAGUCUGGAAGGAGAGUUUACAGUCUAACCAGACACCUAGAUAUUUGUAGUUGUCCACAUAUUCUAAGUCAGAACUGUAGUGAUGCUGGGCGGGCGGGUGCGGCCAGCGAUCGGUUGAAGAGCAUGCAUAUAGUUUUACUUGCAUUUAAGAGCAGUUGGAGGCCACGGAAGGAGAGUUGUAUGGCAUUGAAGCUUGUCUGGAAGUUAGUUAACAAGGAUUCAAAGAAGGGCCAGAAGUAUACAGAAUGGUGUCGUCUGCGUAGAGGUGGAUCAGAGAAUCACCAGCAGCAAGAGCGACAUCAUUGAUGUACACAGAGAAAAGAGUCUGCCCGAGAAUAACGUUUUUAAUUUUUUUUACCCCGUUUUCUCCCAAAUUUCGUGGUAUCCAAUUGUUUAGUAGCUACUAUCUUGUCUCAUCGCUACAACUCCCAUACGGGCUCGGGAGAGACGAAGGUUGAAAGUCAUGCGUCCUCCGAUACACAACCCAACCGAGCCGAACUGCUUCUUAACACAGCGCGCAUCCAACCCGGAAGCCAGCCGCACCAAUAUGUUGGAGGAAACACCGUGCACCUGGCAACCUUGGUUAGCGUGCACUGCGCCCGGCCCGCCACAGGAGUCGCUGGUGCGCGAUGAAACAAGGAUAUCCCAAACGGCCAACCCCUCCCUUACCCGGGCAACGCUAGGCCAAUUGCGCAUCGCCCCACGGACCUCCCGUUUGCGGCCGGUUACGACAGAGCCUGGGCGCGAGCGCAGAGUCUCUGGUGGCACAGCUGGCGCUGCAGUACAGCGCCCUUAACCACUGCGCCACCCGGGAGGCCCCGGCCUGAGAAUUUAACCCUGUGGCACCCCCAUAGAGACUGCCAGAGGUCUGGACAACAGGCCCUCAGAUUUGACAUACUGAACUCUGUCUGAGAAGUAGUUGGUGAACCAGGCGAGGCAGUCAUUUGAGAAACCAAGGCUGUUGAGUCUGCCGAUAAGAAUGUGGUGAUUUACAGUGUCGAAAGCCUUGGCCAGGUCGAUGAAUACGGCUGCACAGUAGUCUUUUAUCGAAGGCGGUUAUGAUAUCGUUUAGUACCUUGAGCGUGGCUGAGGUGCACCCAUGACCAGAUUGUAUAGCGGAGGUACGGUGGGAUUCUAAAUGGUUGGUGAUCUGUUUGUUAACUUGGCUUUCGAAGACCUUAGAAAGGCAGAGUAGAAUAUAUAUAGGUCUGUAACAGUUUGGGUCUAGAGUGGCUCCCCCUUUGAAGAGGGGGAUGACCGCGGCAGCUUUCCAAUCUUUGGGGAUCUCAGACGAUACGAAAGAGAGUUUGAACAGGCUAGUAAUAGGGGUUGCAACAAUUGCAGUGGAUAAUUUUAGAAAGAGAGGGUCCAGAUUGUCUAGCCCAGCUGAGUUGUAGGGGGUCCAGAUUUUGCAAUUCUUUCAGAACAUCAGCUAUCUGGAUUUGGCUUAAGGGGAAAUAUGGAGGCUUGGGCAAGUUACUGUGGGGGGUGCAGGGCUGUUGAUAGUCCAAGCACAGCUGGGGCUGAAGCGGCAACGGUGAGAGACUUGUUUCUGGAAAGGUGGAUUUUUAGAAGUAGAAGCUUGAAUUCUUUGGGCACAGACCUGGAUAGUAUGACAGAAUUCUGCAGGCUAUCUCUGCAGUAGAAUGAAACUCUGCCCCCUUUGGCAGUUCUAUCUUGUCAGAAAAUGUUAUAGUUAGGGAUGGAAAUAUCUGGAUUUUUGGUGUCCUUCCUAAGUCAUGAUGAAUCGGCGCGGCUCCGUGUUGACAAAGGGUCCAGGCCAAUUGGCAAGAGAAGUGUUGUAGUUGGUGUACUUAGUUUGCUAGCUGGGAGACAGGCCUAGCUCGGGGCUAACUGGCGCAUGCUUCUGGACAAGGGUGUUAGCAACAAUAGCUCCAGAGCUUGCGUCAGGAAUCUGGUGAUGUAGUUGAAAAGAGCAGUCCGAUAUGAUCAGAGCUGGUAUCACGCUGUGCAGACUGGCAGGUAUUAUCCGGGCUAUCCAGGCUAAAACGGCAGGAGUCCGAGCUAGAGGUAAAGACCGCUAGCAGAGGCUAACAAUGACUAAAUAGCUAGUAGCUAAUUAGCUGGCUAGCCUGUGAUGGCGGUUCUAGUUAUAAGGUCUAAAAAAAUAGCUGAUCCGUACUACAUUGGGUGAGGCGGGUUGCAGGAAUGUAUUUAUUUUGAAAAUGGACAAAAGAGAUUGAAAUGUACACAAAAAAACUGAAAAAGACCAUAUUUACAUGGGAUGAAAACAAACACAUCUUACUGUUGUGCCAUCUUGGAUUUUUUUUUUGAUUAAGGGGAAAAAACUAUCUAAUCCAUUAUAGAAAAAGGCUGUAACGUAACAAAAUGUGGAAAGAGUCAAGGGGUAUGAAUACUUUCCGAAUGCACUGAGAACUUGCAUUUAAAGCAAUCACUAAAUAUAAUUGAAUGGAUACAUUGCUGAUCAUCUCAAAGAGCAUACUUAGUGCCCUUGAAAAAAGUUGACUGUAAUAUGCUAUUUCUAUUUUCAAUGGGCUUUACUGAAGCCUAAAGAGAAAAUGUUUUGCUUUUAUUGAUUUAAUAAUGUUUUUUCUUUCUUGUCACACCAGUGAGUGAGACUGCUGUGUACAGAAUUAUGCAAUGCAAUGUAAAUGAGAAAAGAGCUUGCCAUUUUUGCAGUGUAAUAAUGAUGAAACCUUUAUUCCACCUGUAUUGAUUCACAAAUAAAUACAACGAGAAGUACA